CUCAGGCUUGGUGCACAGUGGGUUUCAGCAUGCUGUUCUGGAGAUUGGUGCUCCUGGGAUUGCUUCUUCUGUUCCUGAGUCUGAGCUUUGGCCAGUGGCAAGAGAAGGAUGUCCAAAAGCGCUAUUCGCGAUCCGUAGUGAACAUGGAUGAAUUGCUGAACAUUGAGGACGAUCUUGUCUCAAAUGUGGAAAAGCUGGCGGAAGCGCUCUCCCGAAAAGCCAAGACCAUUAAAUGGGGUGUCUUCAAGAUGAUGAAAAGGCGACAGAAGUAUAAAACGUCUAGGGAACUUUUUGCCAAUCCAAUUGACAGCUUUUCCCUCGUUCGUCACAUGCAAUCCGACUGGUUGAUGUGGCUAGUGUACUUGGAAAAGCCUGUUGGAGAAGAAGAAUUGGCUUAUCUGCACUCAAGGAUGCCCUUACUGCCAAAGUACUCUGACUUUAUAGAUGCAGCUGAAGGAAUUCGUAAAAUGCAAGCCACCUACCAGAUGCUUGCGUCGGAUAUAGCCAACGGUUUACUAGAUGGAGUGCAAUACAACUCCUCCCUGAAACCCAUUGAUUGCCUUGCAAUGGGCCAUCAUCUGAUGAAUGACUCGCGUUGGUCUGCUGCCGAGCAAUGGAUAAGUGCGGGCAUUGAAGUCAAAGGGAAAAAAGGGAAAAGUUCUUCGAUGGAGAUGGAGUUACUGAGGGGUCCAAAAGUAGCUGACCUGUGCAGAACACUGGGCCAAGUUCAAAUGAAGCAGAAAAAUCAUGAGGCUGCUCUUCAAGCCUAUCAGCUUGCCCUGAAACUCUCGCCUCAUGACGCGGAAAUAUUUGCGGAGUAUCGAGUGCUGGAGCAAAGAUAUCUUACGUUGUCGAGUAUCGAACCGAUCGAGCAGGAGGAUGAAGAUUCGGAUGGAGAGAGUUUGCUUUUUCCGCCCUGUUGCAGUGGUCGCUGUGAAGUUUCCCGAAAUCUGACUGGAUUGUAUUGUGUAUAUAACCAUGUAACUUCCCCAUUUCUGCAACUGGCACCCAUCAAAACGGAGAUUCUCUCGAUUGAUCCCUUCGUAUUGCUCUUCCAUGACAUGAUCUCCCAAAAGGAGAGUACUCUCAUUAGAAGUUCGAGCAAGGAACACAUGUUGCCGUCUGCCACAACCGACGUAGAUGCCAGCGGUUCCGAGGAUCAUGUCGCCACAUUCCGCACCUCAAAGUCUGUUUGGUAUAGCAGUACCUCUAACGACACGACCAAGAGGAUUACCGAGCGCUUGGGCGAUGCCACUGGGCUGGACAUGAACUUCACGGAGUACUUCCAGGUCAUCAACUACGGGCUGGGGGGCUUCUUUGAGACGCACUUGGACAUGUUGCUGUCGGACAGAAGCAGGUUCAAUGGAACCAGAGAUCGCCUGGCCACCACCCUGUUCUAUCUUAAUGAAGUUCGCCAGGGCGGCGGCACCCACUUCCCCCGGCUAAACCUCACGGUAUUCCCGCAGCCAGGAUCGGCCCUUUUCUGGUAUAACUUGGACACGAGGGGCAACGAUCACACGAGUACCCUGCACACCGGCUGCCCGGUCAUCGUGGGCUCCAAGUGGGUCAUGAGCAAAUGGGUAGAAGAUGCUGGACAAGAGUUUAAACGACCCUGUGUGGACUCAAGUUCGAGCACCAAAGAGUUGCCAUCAGCUGAGCGGCUUUUAAUUUGACUAUAACACUUUACGUUUUUACUUCCAAAUAUCUUAAGAAGUAAGUAAAAAAGAUGAUAUAUA
This is a messenger RNA of Drosophila yakuba, 1736 nucleotides long. Its product is annotated as prolyl 4-hydroxylase subunit alpha-1. The record is from RefSeq and is a predicted model, not a curated record. Gene Ontology annotation, cellular component: endoplasmic reticulum. Bases 30 to 1673 code for a protein of 547 amino acids. Gene Ontology annotation, molecular function: procollagen-proline 4-dioxygenase activity; protein binding; L-ascorbic acid binding. The transcript is spliced from 7 exons. NCBI's taxonomy places the organism in Eukaryota, Metazoa, Arthropoda, Insecta, Diptera, Drosophilidae. Gene Ontology annotation, biological process: peptidyl-proline hydroxylation to 4-hydroxy-L-proline.